CGGCUAUCGGCUGAUAAGAUAUUGUUGUGUUGCUGGUCGUACGACGAACUGAACCGCUUUACAAAUGGAUAAAGAGUUAUUUCGCAAGCUUGCGUCGAAGAUUGGGAUAACGUCUGUUAAAAUAUUGUGCCAAGCAGAGGAGUACAUGCGGUUAUCCCAAGUGAAGUGUGCUGGUCUGGGGUCUAUGACAGACACCAGCAAAGCCAUCAUUUGCCUCGAGUUGGCAGCGACAUCAAUGAAAUUUCCUCUAGACAAGGAGUAUGCCAUCAAGCUAUCCGGGUUGAGUUCUAAGGUGUACCACAGUAAUUUGAAAGCUAUGGAGUGCAUGCUGGGUCUGCAGUCAAACCUGGGUCUCAGAGAUCUUGCAGUGCAGUAUGGCUGUUUGGAUGCAGUUAAAGUGGCCUCUCAGAUCAUCCAACGGUAUGAGGCCAGCUUGCCUGCCGCUCAGCAACAAGACCUUGACUUAUCAAAACCUCUCUUUACCACAGCAGCCCUAUAUACUGCAUGCAAGUGCAUGAAAAUCAGAACUGACAGGAAAUUAGCCUCUUCAUCUGGAGCGAAGAAGGGAAUCUUUGACCGGCUGUCUACACAAUUCCAGAAAUUCGGACAAGAGAUCUGCAAUGAGGCUUCCUCUAUGGAGGAACCAAUCAAAAAAGCUCAAAAGAGGAAGAAGACUCUCACUGAAAUUUUAGAAAUGGAAGACGAUGAUGUGGCGCAGACAACACCCUCUAAGGAAGUGUGUAUUGAGAAGACAGAGGAGGAUGAGACACAAUAUUAUGAAGAGUGGAAAAGAAAGAUCCUUGAAAAUGCAUUAAAAGCAAAGGCUGUAAAUUCAUGAACUCUAAAAGAUUUUAUGUCUCCAUUUUAUUUAAUUAAGGUUUUGCAUAAUGUCAGCUGGACCCUUCUUGGGAUUAUUUUAAUAUGUUGUUACUAAGACAACUCAACUGCCCCCUUCUGACUACUUUUGUGAAAGUCACUUUCAUUGAAGUAUGAAUAUUUCUGGAGGACUCUGGGCACUUUAUUACUUUUUGCCAGUGAAAUGACAGAUUUAAUUAGUGAGUUCAUCACUGUACCAUGCUAAGUUCCUAGUUUUGAUAUCUUGAAAUGACAGGAUGGUAUAAUUGUUCAUUUAGUUGUGUGGUAGGUAUACCAUACAUGUGUGAGUGGUGAGAUUUGAACUUAUAUCAAAUCUGUCAUCUGUUUACUGCAUCAUGAUGGGAUGAUUAUGUCUAGUGAGAAUGU
Xyrauchen texanus (razorback sucker) is the source of this 1242-nucleotide messenger RNA. RefSeq names its product origin recognition complex subunit 6-like. NCBI's taxonomy places the organism in Eukaryota, Metazoa, Chordata, Actinopteri, Cypriniformes, Catostomidae. The coding region runs from base 65 to 838 and encodes 257 amino acids. Gene Ontology annotation, molecular function: DNA binding. Gene Ontology annotation, cellular component: nuclear origin of replication recognition complex. Gene Ontology annotation, biological process: DNA replication; DNA replication initiation. The record is from RefSeq and is a predicted model, not a curated record. The transcript is spliced from 7 exons.